Messenger RNA from Closterium sp. NIES-65, 2367 nucleotides. NCBI's taxonomy places the organism in Eukaryota, Viridiplantae, Streptophyta, Zygnematophyceae, Desmidiales, Closteriaceae. The record is from the annotation of a GenBank genome assembly.
AUGAAGCAGUUAUUGAGCAAUUGGCGCCUGGAGACGGGCGCGGCAAAGCACGGGGCAGAGGGCGGGGAGAAGGGCGAGGUGGGCGAGCAGGGCGGGGCGGAGGGAGAGGAGGGCGAGGCAGAGGACAGGAUGAUGGAGAGGGGGAAGGGCGUGGAGGGCGAGGCGGCGGCCGAGCAGGGCGGGGCGGAGGGAGAGGAGGGCGAGGCAGAGGACAGGAUGAACAAGAGGGAGAAGGGAGUGGAAGGCGGGGCGUCGGGCGUGGAGGGCGCGGCGGAAAUCGUGGAGCGGGUCAACUUGGCCGCGGGGCUGGAGGUAGAGGAAGGGGCGAAGGAAUGGGACGAGGAAGAGGAAGGGGUGCCACAGCCCGCUCUCUGCCAUCUUUCCACCCUUGCCUCCCUGCCAUUGACAGGAUAUUGCACGGAGGAGGAGGGAGGGAGAGGCGGGGCCCAUAUCAACGGUUUCCCGGCUGCUUCCCAGCGAGCAGCCAUCCCGAAUGCCAGUGGUGCUAGGUCCGGCGCAGCAGCUUCACACAGAUCAGCAUCUUUUGGGGGGCAGCCUCCCCCUAGCAUGAUGCCUGGUGGAGGGGUCCCCGUGCCUAUAGCUGAUGCGCAGACUCCCCACCUCGGUUCCCCUGCCUCAGUAGGUCAUGUACCGGGCGGCUCCUCAAGAAACCCCCCUGGGAGUGGAAAUCUCGCGAGGCCAGGUGUCUCCUCUGGACACGGCUAUGGUUCUUGUGGGGGCAUGCAUCAACCCACCCCCUCCCCAGGUCAUGCGGCUGCUUAUUCAGGCCAUUCCAACCAUGAGUUGGGCGCCAUCCCCAAUGGAAUAGGGGGGCGUAUCAGCGGCGGUGCACGCGCAGCAGCAUCAGCACCAGCGUCUCCCGCGAGUAUGGGACGUGCUCCAGUGGCCCAUGGACCGUCCGUCUCGCAUCCGCUGAACCAGUCGGCCUCGGCCGGUAGUCGGAGGCCAUUGGCUGCACCGAGGCCAGGACUCGGCAUCCCCCUUAACCCGGGCCCUCGCCCAGUCGCAUCGGUGGCAGAGCAAGCUGCGAUGAAUAAGACACGCACAGAGGAGGAGGGAAGGAGAGGCCGUGGUGAAAUGCACAGAGGAGUAGGGAAGGAGGCCGUGGUGUGUGUGAGCCUCCAUGCUGCUUGUAUUGGGUUUGAUUCAUACCCUGCUACUCCUCUCAUCCUUUCCUCUGUAUCUGUCCUUAUCUCCCUGCCGUUGGCAGGAAAUGCACAGAGGUGGAGGGAGGGAGAGGCUGAGGAAAUGCAUGAAAGCAGAUGGAGGGAGUGGCUGAGGUGUGUGUGGGCCUCCAUGCUGCAUCUAUUGAGAUUGGUUUUAUCUCAUCCUUCCUCUCUCUGUCCCUAUCCCCCGUCCACUGUCAGGAAAUUACCUGUGGUGAUUUCUCCGGGGGGCCACGUGAGAGCACAGAUGCUGCAGCGGCUGCUGUCCCCAUCCCGUGACGACACGAGGGAACAGACGCUCGUUCAUGCUGCAGCCGUCACAGUUACUACUGGCACCACUGCCUUUGACACUUGCUCCAUUGCUGCUGCUGGAGAGGGGUUGCAGUCCCUGCCUAGCCAUGUGUCGGCGUGUGUUGCGAUGCUGGCAGCUUUGGGUGCUAGAAACUGCAAUGCAAGCCUUCGUUCUGCCACCACUGGUGCCAACACUUGUGCUGUCUCAAGAAAGAGAUCGUGGGAGCAGGCUGUGAUGCCGAUGCAGUCACGGCAGGGAGCGGAAGGAGCUAUCGAUGGGCAGCUGAUAACUUCCGAGGUGUCUCGAAAGCGGUCCCUGUCUCAAGAUUCCUCCACGGGAGUGGAGGGAGUUCUGGAUGGGCAGCUGAAGGCGCUGCUGUUGGAGAUGGAGGAGGAGGAAAGAAGGGCAGUGCAGGCUCCGUUGGCUGGGAGCAACGCGGAGGUGGCAAAGGACCUGCUGACCCGAUACGGAGGAGAGUACCUUGGGACCUCCGCUGAGAGCAACGCGGAGGUGGCGAAGGACCUGCUGACCCGAUACGGAGGAGAGUACCUUGGGACCUCCGCUGGGAGCAACGCGGAAGUGGCAAAGGACUUGCUAACUCGCUAUGGCGGGGCGUACCUUGGGACCUCCAUCGCCCUCUCCCUCGUCUCCUUCUCCCUCUGCUACCUGCUCGUUGACCAAGGCGUGGAUGUGGCUGGGCUACUCGACUCGUUCGGUUUGCAUGUGGACAGCACAGGAGAGGCAGUGGGCACUUUUGCCAUUGCCUAUGCAGCGCAUAAGGCCCUCUCCCCUGUCCGCUUCCCUCCCACUGUCGCCCUCACUCCCGUGGUGGCUGGGUGGUUGGGGAAGAACAAGGAGAAGGAGGAGGAGGGGAGCAAGGGGGAGUAA